Uloborus diversus is the source of this 1380-nucleotide messenger RNA. Its product is annotated as TD and POZ domain-containing protein 4-like. The transcript has 2 exons. Gene Ontology annotation, cellular component: cytoplasm. Gene Ontology annotation, molecular function: ubiquitin protein ligase binding. NCBI's taxonomy places the organism in Eukaryota, Metazoa, Arthropoda, Arachnida, Araneae, Uloboridae. Gene Ontology annotation, biological process: proteasome-mediated ubiquitin-dependent protein catabolic process; regulation of proteolysis. The record is from RefSeq and is a predicted model, not a curated record. Bases 77 to 1186 code for a protein of 369 amino acids.
GUAUCAAAACUUUUAGAAAAUCCUUUUGCAGUUUAUAAAGUAUGCAGCAAAAACAAUAAGAGAGUAGUUUUUUGACAUGGAUAAUUCUUUCGAUGUACAGCUUUCCACAGGAACAGAAAGACAUAUGCUAGAGCAGAAAUUAUACCAUGCUUCUGUUACUUGGAAAAUAUCGAAUUUUAAUUAUAAUGCACAGCCUAAUGAAAGUAUAGCAAGCAGAGAAUUCCGGUGUGCUGAUGCUUCUUGGUCGGUGGUUGUUUAUCCUAAUGGAACGAAGAAAUCCAGUGGUGUUGUAUGCAUUUGCCUACACAAAAUGAAUGCCGCUACUGCAAAUCACUUAGUGUCCGUGAAAUUCAUCAUACCUUGCUAUGGAGGAAGGAAUAAAACUUGUGAACUUGACAAAUAUAAUUUUAAAGGUAAUUUCGGAGAAUGUGGGCUUUUGGAAAUAGUUAGCCGAAAGGAGAUAAUGAAACAUAAUUCAGGCUAUAUUGAAAAUGGCAUUUUUACUAUCAAGUGUGAUAUGACAGUAUUUGGAGAAAAAACGGAAUAUCAGGAAGGGAAGAUCCUACCCGAGAAAAAAGACGCUAAUUCAAGUACGUUAUCCCAAGAGUUCGAUGCAUUAUAUUUAUGUGAUGAGCCAACAACAAAAAAAGAUGAUAUUGCUACCUUGUCGACCGACAUGGAAGCAUUAUACACGAACCCGAGAUUCUCUGACGUCAUUCUGAAAGCAGGCCGUCAUGAAUUUCCAGCACAUAGACUUGUUCUAAGAAGUCGAUCAAAGAGGUUUGCAACAAUGUUCGAAAAUGACACGGGAGAUGCCGUGUUUGAUCUUGCUGACAUGGAACCGUGUACACUCGAGGAAAUGCUUCGUUACAUCUACUGUGACAAAGUGCGUCAACUAUCUCCCAAAGAAGCUCUUAGCUUAUACGUUGCAGCAAAUCAGUACGGCUUGCAAGGAUUGGUGCACAACUGCCGCAAAAUUAUGCUACAUGAGAUAUCUAUCGACAAUAUUUGCGAAAUAGCUAAUGCUGCCGAUUCGCACGCUGACCAGAUAUUAUUGAACGCUGUGAAGUUCUUUCUGAAUAAAAAUAUGAAAGAAAUUCUUAAGACGGACAAUUGGAUGAUGUUUGCCCAAGAGAACCAGAGCCUAUCGUUGAAUUUGAUUCGAUCAGCAAUUUUAAACAACUAAAUGAUUUCAGAAUUGUGUUUGCUAAAUAUGUCGCAUAAUUGACUUUUUCGAUGAAAGUAAUACUUUUAACAGAUUAAAACCUUGCUUUUGCUGGUUUAGCCUGUAAAAUACGUAUUAGCAACGAAUAACAGCUCAUUUGAGUUCAAACAAGGUUUGUUGCUUGUAAAGUAGUAAAGUCCGAUCAGAGUUGAUUU